AAGAAGUUGGGAGCUUAGCUUAGCUUAGCUGUAUAUAAAUAAAGGCACCUUUUAGACUGAACACACAACACAACCUCUCAAUCUCUCAGAAAAAGUAUAUAGCUACUCUUUUUCUAGUUAGAAGAAGAGCAUACAAUGGCUUCGACGAUGACAAUGGAAGCAUGGCUUGCUCAACUGGAAAUGGAUCAAAUUCCUAGUUUUAUAGACAAUAACUCAUAUGAACAAUAUCACCAAAGUGAAACAAUAGAAGGUUCUUUUGAUGAACAACUUGCUGCUACACUUGGGGAGGACUUCCCCUACUCUCUCUAUGCUACGAGCGACGACAGCGCCUCUCCUCAUGGAGAUUUUGAUUGCAAUCUCAUCGAACAAUAUAUAUCAACUCCUCUUAUAUCCAAUAGCAGCGAUAAUAACAAUGACAACAAUAUCAAUAAUGAUGGCGAUAAUGUUGUAAGCUCCAACGUUCAAAAGAGCCAACCAUCUAAGAAGAAGGGAGCGGCGAAGAAGGGAGCGGCGAAGAAGGAAGUGGCGAAGAAAGAAGCAGUAAGUGGAGGUACAAAAAGGAAACGACAGCCAAGUCAAGUGCAAGAUCACAUUUUGGCUGAGAGAAAGCGUCGGGAGUUACUCAGUCAGUUGUUCAUUUCCCUUUCAGCAAUUGUUCCCGGCCUUAAAAAGAUCGACAAAACAUCGGUAUUAGGAGAGGCAAUCAAACAUAUGAAGCAACUUCAAGAGAAAGUAAAGGUACUCGAACAAGUAGCUGCAAAGAGGACUGUGGAGUCAGUAGUUGUUGUGAAAAAAUCUAAAGUCGUGGUCGACAAUGGCAGUUGUGAUAAUGGCAAUGUAUCUUCUUCUACUGUGGAUGAUUAUUGCACAAGCGCCAGUAGUGGAAGAAGCGGCAAUGGUGGCGGCGAUGAUAAUGUUUCAUCGUUUCCGGAAAUUGAAGUUAAGAUAUCUGGCAACACCAUGCUCUUAAGAGUUUAUUGUGAACAACAGAAAGGGAUAUUGGCCAAGUUAUUCGCAGAGGUGGACAAACAUGAUUUGAGGAUUACUAAUUCUAGUGUUAUACCAUUUGAGAAUUUAGCACUCGAUAUUACUAUUGUUGCACAGAUGGAAAGGGGAUUCAACAAGAAAGUGAAAGAUUUUGUUAGAGUUCUUCGGAAUGCCCUUCGUUUAGCGAACUACCAACGCCAUGAAUCGAGUGAAGAUGAACAUUCCUCAUAGCUUGCACCUUCUUUUAGCUAGUUAGAGGAUCGGAGUUACCGACGCCAUGAAUCGAGUGAAGAUUUUGUGGUAGCUUGAAAUUAAAUAGGCUCAUUACUUAACUAUUUUUUAUUUACUGAAUAAUAAGCUAGUAAAAGCUUGGCAAGGUAGACUACAUAUUACUCCUUCUUUUUCUUUUUUGGAUCUUCUUGUUUUGCCUUCCGCAGAUCGAGUUUUCAAUGAAUAAAUUGAAGCAUAAA
Molecule: messenger RNA, 1457 nt
Organism: Spinacia oleracea (spinach)
Lineage: Eukaryota; Viridiplantae; Streptophyta; Magnoliopsida; Caryophyllales; Amaranthaceae
Product: transcription factor bHLH18
Exons: 4
Coding region: 136-1218 (360 amino acids)
Molecular function (GO): protein dimerization activity
Source: RefSeq, a predicted model, not a curated record